Durusdinium trenchii is the source of this 489-nucleotide messenger RNA. Lineage: Eukaryota; Dinophyceae; Suessiales; Symbiodiniaceae. The record is from the annotation of a GenBank genome assembly.
UCCCCUGCCCACCCAGCUGCUCAGCUAGCACCAACGCUUAUCCGAAGAGGCUCGCCGCUGUCCAGCAAUUCAGGCUCAGUCAGCCGCCAAUUCAAGCGCUCGAGUUUGAUCCGCCCCAAAGUCGUGUUUUCGCGGAUGCCGGAGGGCAACGAAAUCCAACAGCAUGAGCUCCCGCAUGUGCCAAGCAAUGAUGGGGAUGAUGAGAUCAUGCCUGUGGUCUUGAACAGCCAGAAGGAAGACAAGCUUCAAGCGUCGGGCGAAAAACGAACCAUGGCAUCCUUUUGCAAGCUCUUCUCCAUGAUGGAUGCCGUGGAUGCGUUGGUCCUGCUGAUCGGCGUCAUAGGUGCCGUGGGGAAUGGCAUUUCGCAGCCCUUGAUGUGCAUCGUCUUCGGCGAUCUGAUCGAUGGCAUGGGGAUGUCCACCCCUGGUGACUUCAGCGGCUUAACGGCGGAGCAGACCGCCGCACUGAUGGACCAAGCAAUGAGUGGA